Molecule: messenger RNA, 1750 nt
Organism: Cuscuta europaea
Lineage: Eukaryota; Viridiplantae; Streptophyta; Magnoliopsida; Solanales; Convolvulaceae
Source: the annotation of a GenBank genome assembly
CAAAGAAGCCGUCACGACUCACGGCCCGAUGUAUGUAUAUAUAAACUCCAUCCGAUCUCCGCCAAUAGCAGCAGCAGCAGCUGGCUAGCCAGUAGUAUACAUGCAUCAUCAUUAAUUAAUUAUUAUAAUUGCUCAAUCCUCGAUCGAGUUAAUUAAAAUUCGACCAACCUCCCAAUUGAAUUGAAAUUGAAUUAAUGGAGGAAGUUCACAUCCAAGAAACCGUCACCGUUCGCCCCUCAUCUCCGCCGCUUUUCGACCACCACGCCGUCUUCCCUCUUUCCCACCUCGACACCGAUCGGAAUCUCAACGUCGUCUUCCGCUACCUCCGGGUUUACGUAGCCCACCACACCUCAAAACAAGCAGCCGCCCUCGACCCGUUCGAGGUUGUCACUUCGUCCCUCUCAUCCGCGCUCGUCCGCUGGUUCCACUUCGCCGGGACACUGCGCCGCCGGGACGGAGAUAACCGCCUCGAGUUGCGUUGCCCCGUCGGCGGCGGCGGCGUCAGGGUGUUGCGGGCUACGGCGGAUUGCACACUCGGCUCCGUUAACUAUCUGGACGACCCGGAUGAGAAGUUCGUGGAGAGAUUGGUACCCGACCCGAGUGUAGAAGAGGCGAUGGCCUACCCGUUGACCCUGCAGGUUACCCGGUUCGGGUGCGGCGGGUGGGUCAUGGGGACGGCCGUGCACCACGCGAUGUGCGAUGGGAUGGGGGCCACGCUGUUCUUCAACGCCAUGGCGGAGGUGGCUCGCGGAGAGGCGGCAUUCUCGGUGGAGCCGGUUUGGGACAGGGCGGCUCUGCUCGGACCAAGAAAGCCGCCUCGGGUUGACUUUCCAGUGCACCAGUUCUUGAGCCUGGAUAGAGAUUCCGUGCCAUAUGCCCAAGCGGCCGGCGGCGUGGCCCGAGAGUUCUUUGAGAUGAAGGAGGAGUCGUUGGAGCGGCUCAAAGCCGCUUUGCUUCACACAUCCGCCGCCGGCUCAACCUAUACCACCUUCGAAGCUUUAGGUGCUUUCAUAUGGCGAGCAAGUGUGAAGGCGUGUAAGAUGGCGGAAGAGGAGACGGUAAAAUUCGCUUACCAGAGCAACAUAAGGAGAAAGGUGAAGCCCCCGCUUCCGUUAGGUUAUUGGGGCAAUGGCUGCGUCCCCAUGUACGUCCAGCUCGCCGCUGCUGAUCUCAUUCGACAGCCGCUGUGGAAGACGGCAGAGUUGAUCAACCGUAGCAAGUUCAACACCACCGACGACUAUGUCCGCUCCUUCAUCGACUUCCAAGAGCUUCAUUUCCACCAAGGGAUCACUCCCGGGAACCAGGUGAGCGGCUUCACCGACUGGCGCCACAUCGGCCACGCCACCGUCGACUUCGGCUGGGGUGGCCCCGUCACCGUCUUCCCUCUCACUAGGCACUUGCUCGGUGGGGUGGCGCCUUGCUACUUCUUGCCCUACUCCGCCGCCGCCUCUGCUGGAGCUAAGCAGGAUGGGUUUAAGGUGUUGGUGUACGUGCAGGAAGAUGCCAUGCCUGCGUUCAAGGAAGAGAUGGAGAAACUCAGUGGCGGCGGCGAGCUUUUGCUUUAAUUUCUUCACUUUUUCGGAGUAAUUAAUUUCCACAACUACAUCAUACCUUUUGUAAUGUUCCACGCACCAAUUAUUGAUGCUUCCCCAAGAAGACUGGUGUGAUAGGUUACCGGUCAUAAACUUAAUUCAUCCAUGUCAACAAUAAUUGUUUUUAAUAAAUAAAAUUUACAUAUUCGAAAACUAAA